Molecule: messenger RNA, 372 nt
Organism: Bipolaris zeicola 26-R-13
Lineage: Eukaryota; Fungi; Ascomycota; Dothideomycetes; Pleosporales; Pleosporaceae
Exons: 3
Coding region: 1-372 (123 amino acids)
Source: RefSeq, a predicted model, not a curated record
AUGAUUGCGCAACACCUGACCUCCGGAUGCUUUCGCGAUGCAAACUGGGACCGGGGAAGCGGGACAGCAAGCAUCGAGGAUGAAAAAUCGGUGACAAUACUCGACGUUGUGCUUCGAGAUGCACUGGAUGUGGGAACCAGAGCGACCCCGGCCUCGAAGCUUACUUUUAUGGCCUCUCCGCUGAUUAUCACACCCCUGGGGGGUCAAACCGACGUUCAUUACGCACGCUACCCUACCAUCUUAUCUCCUGGACAUGGGGACAUCCCGUUGAUCCGCUCGGCGUCCGCAUUGGGCUGCAAGCUUUCGCUCAAGGUUGCUGGAAGCGAACAGACUUCAAACAUGAACGUCUCCACCCAGCUCUAUGGCGUGUAA